AUGGAACUAUCGAGUGAUGAAAGAAACAAUACAAACGUUACUGUUGACAGAUAUGUUAGUGCAUUGUAUAAUCUUACGCAAGAAGAUAGUAACUGGAUUGUCACAAGUUCCUUUAUGAUUUUUACAAUGCAAACCGGCUUCGGAAUGUUAGAAUCCGGUUGUGUAUCCGUGAAAAAUGAGGUCAACAUUAUGAUGAAAAAUGUAGUUGAUAUAGUUCUCGGUGGUUUGACUUAUUGGAUGUUUGGAUUCGGAUUUAGCUUUGGCUUAAACAAACCCAACAAUCCUUUCAUCGGCAUAGGAGGUAUAUUCGUAGAUCCCCCUGUCGAUGACGAAUAUAUGGGUUCCAUCUGCGCUGCAUUUUUAUUUCAAUUGAGCUUCGCCACUACCUCUACGACUAUUGUUAGCGGUGCUAUGGCGGAACGAUGUAACUUUAAGGCGUACUGCCUCUUCUCGUUUUUGAACACUAUUGUAUAUUGCCUACCGGCCGGCUGGGUAUGGGGCGAUCAUGGUUUGAAUCGCAUGGGAGUCGUUGAUAUCGCUGGCUCGGGCCCGGUGCAUCUUGUCGGCGGUAUUUCGGCGCUCGCUUGCGCUAUCAUGCUCGGCCCCAGGAUAGGUAGAUACGACAAUGGCAUCGAUCCUUUACCACUCGGAUGCCCAGUGAAUGCGAUUAUGGGACUGUUCGUGCUAUGGUGGGGCUGGUUAGCGUUCAACAGCGGUAGUACUUACGGGGUAACCGGUGAUCGGUGGCAGUUCGCCGCUCGAGCGGCCGUCUCCACGAUGAUAGCCAGUAUGGGAGGUGGUCUGGUCGGUUUGAGCUUCAGCUUGACUAAUCCUAAUGGAAUUGAUAUCCUUAGCCAGAUAAAUGGUGUUCUUGGUGCAUUAGUAGCAGUUACCGGUGGGUGUUUUCUUUACAAAGGCUGGGAAGCGAUGAUAGUCGGGAUGAUAGGUGGUUUUAUCACGUGUGUCGCAAUGCCAGCGUUGGAUAAAAUUCACAUAGAUGAUCCCGUUGGAGCUGUCGCCACUCACGGCGCAAGCGGUAUCUGGGGAGUUGUCGCCAUCGGCUUAUUUGCCGAUGAUCCAUAUCCUCUUGAUACUACAAAUGGAAGGAAAGGCUUAUUUAAAGGAGGUGGCUGGUACCUGUUGGGAGUACAAAGUUUAUCUGCGCUUUGUUUAAGUGUUUGGAGUUUUAGCAUCUCAAUCGUAUUGCUCUGGAUCAUAAAUAAAAUAAUACCAAUUAGAAUGUCAGUUUAUGAAGAAGUACUCGGAGCAGAUCUUGUAGAGCACAGAAUACGUCAUUCAAAGAUAGGGGUGAGUCGUGCCAUGUCAGCGCUUCGGCCAUUUAGUAUGGAAAAAGAAUUGAGAAACGUACCUCCUGUAGGCAUGAAUCCUGGUCACGAUUUAUAUAUCGCGCAACAUAAAAAGAAGAAAUUGGAAAAGUUGGCGAAAUUUGAGAAACGUCAAUUGUCAAAAAAGUUAGUGAUGAGAAAUUCCCAGAUCAGAACAAUCGCAGACGUUGCGAUGACCGCAGAAGCAAAACCGCAAUUUGCUUGGGUGGAUUAAAUUAAAAAACAUCCACAAUGAAAUAUCGAUACUUCGUCAGAGACGUAAAUUUAUUACAAAUGUAUAAACGUAGACAUGUGCACAUUCUAAUUUUGUCGCAUUUCAAUGCGUCCGCGCAAUAUGUGUCUGAAUGUGCAAAAGAGAAAGAUAGUUUCUUAAUAAAUACUUAAAUUUUUACACAUUCACGCAUAUAAAUAUUGAUCGCGGGCAUGUAUGCGCGCACACAUAUAAAGAUAAAUAUGGACAUGAUCAUGGAAGGAUCACAGAAAAACUGAAUUUUAAACACGAUGCUUAGAUAAUGGCACAAAUAUGAUUUCAGUCAAAUUUAAUUAACUGUAUUUAAUUAACUGUCCACGACACUCGAUAUAUAUAAUGAUAUCUACAUUAAUGCUUACUGUAUAAAAUAAAAUAUUUCGAUAAAUAUUUAUGUAUCUUCCUUGUUAAUUUCAUAUGAAAAUGAACAUAUCAAUUCUCUGUUUAUAUAUUGGCAGGAAUUAUUUCUGAAAUCCAUAUUUAAUAUAUAUUC
Pogonomyrmex barbatus (red harvester ant) is the source of this 2086-nucleotide messenger RNA. RefSeq names its product Ammonium transporter (gene Amt). NCBI's taxonomy places the organism in Eukaryota, Metazoa, Arthropoda, Insecta, Hymenoptera, Formicidae. Gene Ontology annotation, molecular function: ammonium channel activity. Gene Ontology annotation, biological process: ammonium transmembrane transport; ammonium homeostasis. Gene Ontology annotation, cellular component: plasma membrane. The record is from RefSeq and is a predicted model, not a curated record.